AAUGGCUACAGCAGCUCAACCUGCUCUUCGAGUCUAACUUCGCCACAUUCUCUGACUUCCUGUCACUGAGCUCCGGGCCACCCAGCAGAAUGGCUGCGUUCCUGCGAGCUCGUAAAUAUGUUCGUUGUGUUAUCCGUUUCUCCGACCGUGACCUGUAAACGCUGCUGUUAAAAACGUCUGACGGGGAAAGAGAAGAGCUACUAGAGAAGCCGCCAUGGCUGAAGAAAAUACUGAUAUGAGCAGCAUGAUCGAGGAUGAAGACUCAGAUGAUCCAAAUCUUCAGACGGAGCUCACUGCUUUCAGAGCUCAAUGGAUGUCUGAACUCAAAACGAGCUCUGGAGCGGGUGGAUGGAGUGGCCGACAGCUGCGAGGGCAAGGUCUGAAGAGGACACAAGAUGUCGCCCGUGAGGAGAAAGCCACAGAGCUGUUCUUGAGAGCUGUUCAGGAAGAGCAGAAAGGACACGUCUAUGAGGCUAUUAAGUUCUACCGCAUGGCGAUGCAGCUUGUGCCUGACAUCGAGUUCAGAAUCAACUACAGCCGUCCUCCCGAUGCAGACCGGGCUGGAGGAAAAUACAUGGAGGACAGUGUCAAUGGUGAGAUUGAGGAUCUACUUUCCUAUUUUGAGCAGGAGCUUAAUCUGGAAACUUCCCUUCCAAAGAUCUGCAAUCCUCAGCUGGAUUUCACUCAGAUGCACAUCUCAGAACUGCCCCGGGAAAUCCUAAUGUACAUUUUCCGUUGGGUUGUGUCGAGCGAACUGGAUAUGCGAGCCCUGGAGCAGCUCUCUUUGGUUUGCCGUGGGUUUUACCUUUGUGCAAGGGACCCUGAGAUUUGGCACUCUGCCUGUUCAAGAGUGUGGGGAAGGAACUGCACUAAAAUUGCACCUUUCAAAUCCUGGAGGGAAAUGUUUCUGCAAAGGCCUCGUGUGCGUUUCGAUGGUGUUUAUAUCAGCAAGACAUCAUACAUACGCCAAGGAGAGGAAUCGCUGGAUGGAUUUUACAGGCCUUGGCAUCACGUUGAGUACUACAGGUACAUGCGCUUCUUCUCUGAUGGCCAUGUCUUCAUGGUGACCACCCCUGAGGAACCUCUGACUGUUGUUCCUCGUCUGCGCACUAAGAACAUCAGAAUGGAAUCUGGUCUGCAUGGUCAUUACCGUCUGUCACAGGAGACGGACAAUCAAACCAAAGUUUUUGCUGUUGUCUGCAAGAAGAAGGAGGAGAGAGCAACCGAGUUUCAGAAAAAUCGGUUCUGCGGGCGGAACCAGUAUCCGGAGGCUGAACACAACUUCCACGUGGGACUGCAUCUGUCCUCUGGGGGGCGUCAGAGUUUCAGUAAGCUGGUGUGGAUCCAUCACUCCUGCCACAUCACAUACAAGCCGACUGGGGAAACGGUUAUCACUGCGUUCGACCUGGACUCUAUGUACCAGCCCUUCGUCUUUGCACGUGUGAAGAGUUACACUGCUUGCUCCACUCAGCCUCUCUAAGCAGCCUGGAGACCUGCACACAAUCCCAGCAAGACAACAGCUAAUGUUCCUUUACCAUUUUAAGAAAAUGCAUUCUCCUCAGCUUGGUUAAUUUGUGCUGCAGCUUGAAUAUGUUAUAUUAUCGAACAUUCAUGUUACAUUCAUGCGAACACUUUUUGUUGAUGGUUUACAAAAUAGAAUACUACUUAUUUUCUGAUUUCAGAAACUAUAAUAAUGUGCUGAGAGCUAAAAUAAUUAGCAAUCUUUCCCAACUGUUCCAAGCAUUGAAUGUUUAUACUGUGUUUCAUGGUUCACCUUCUCCCUAAAAUAAAAAGUGGUGAAAAUGUUGA
Molecule: messenger RNA, 1809 nt
Organism: Eleginops maclovinus (Patagonian blennie)
Lineage: Eukaryota; Metazoa; Chordata; Actinopteri; Perciformes; Eleginopidae
Gene: fbxo9
Product: F-box protein 9
Exons: 13
Coding region: 215-1480 (421 amino acids)
Biological process (GO): SCF-dependent proteasomal ubiquitin-dependent protein catabolic process
Cellular component (GO): cytoplasm; SCF ubiquitin ligase complex
Molecular function (GO): protein binding
Source: RefSeq, a predicted model, not a curated record